Messenger RNA from Ostertagia ostertagi, 1158 nucleotides. Lineage: Eukaryota; Metazoa; Nematoda; Chromadorea; Rhabditida; Trichostrongylidae. The record is from the annotation of a GenBank genome assembly.
AUGAAAGGUGGCGUUUACCAACAUGACGGUACACUCGAGGUGGAGGACUAUGCGAGGGGAAUCACGGAAAGCUACGAUAACAAAGGGAUCCAAGAUCCGUUCUCGAUCAUUGACCUCGACGUGGUUAAACGCAACCUGGAUCUUUGGAAUAGGGCAUUGCCGUCCGUCAAGGGCUUAUUUUGUUAUCAAUUCAUAUGUCAGCGCUAUGGCACCUGGUUCGUUGAAAUCUCCUCUAAUAACUACUCCCAAUCACGCUUCCUAUCUCCUUCUCUGAACUCUUCGAAGAUGAAGUCUUCACCAUACUACGCCAUCAAAUGUAACCCAGACCUCAACAUCCUGAGAACGCUAUCAGCCCAUGGAGCGUGCUUUGAUUGUGCAAGCCUUCAAGAGAUGGAUACGAUCUUGUCAAAUGGACUAGCAGAUGGUGAAGACAUUAUUCUUGCUCACCCAAUAAAAAGUCGACGUUGUAUAGAGUAUGCUAUCAGGAACGGAGUCACAUUAAUGACUUUUGACAGCGUCGAAGAGUUGAGGAAAAUUGUCAGCACUACUAGUAAGGCGAUGCUGAUACUGCGUAUCAGAGUAUCGGGGUUUGAGUCGCUUGUAGACUUGAACAAAAAGUUCGGAGCUGAUGAAACCACCAGCAAGCUCAUACUUCACGAAGCAGCGAGACUUGGAGCAAAAAUCCAUGGAAUCAGCUUCCAUAUCGGUUCCGGUGUCGAAAACUGCCAACCAUUGGCACUUUCACUUGCGAACGCCCGGAAUCUUCUUGAUUAUGGUCGGAUGUUGGGCCAUCCUAUCAGUAUCCUCGAUAUUGGAGGCGGAUUUAUGAAUUCAAGUCCACAAAAAUUCUUGAAGGUUGGCAACUUUAUCGAGAACACGCUCAGUUCAUGCUUCGAGGGUAUCUCGAUUACAGUAAUCGCAGAACCUGGCCGAUUUCUCGUACCGAUGCCCAAUACGUCGUCGCCUGCAAUAUCUUCGACCGUUCUACAGAUUUUUAUCAAUGAGGCGUGUAUGGCACAUUCAAUUUUGUUCUUACAGAGCAAAGGAAAGUUCACGGAAACCACUUUUGGUAAGUUUCUGGCUACAUUCCGGAUAAGAGGGAAGGGUCCAUGCGAGCGGAUAUAUGGGGACCUACGUGUUGCAGUUUUGACAUCAUAG